AUGGAGAUACCAGAGACUGCAGUCCAAAAUAUCCAGAAAUUUGACCAGAAUCGUCACGCCGCGGAGAUAGAGUCCAUCAACCAGCCUCUUAGCGCAACGGAGCUGCAUGCCUAUGCGCGACGGUUAGAUGGAACAUUGCAGCAGCUUCAGGAUCAGGUUCGACGACAGGAAGAGGAUCUGAAAAAACUUCGCGAGGUUCGCACUCAUGGCCUGUCAGACGGCGGAGAUGACCGCUGGGCGCGUGUGCAACAAGCACGUCGGGCCAAGAAAGCGUACGAGUCCUUGCUUCAGGCUGAAGUUCGGCUGCCAACCACUGAGUCCGUCUUGCCUUCCUUAUUAGCUGUUGAAGAAACCGGACAGCUCAUAAAGGAGGGCAAGUUUUCUGUUUCAGUGACCGCAGAGAAGUUAUCUGCGGACCGUGAGCGUCUACGGAUUGAAGAGGCAAAUUUGCGGGACUCACGCGCUAUUGCUAGUGGCCUCCGUGAAAGAAUACAGAGAAUUCGCGAUGCCAAUGCGCGCAAGCGGGAGCAAACGCCAGCGCAAGUGGCCCAAGAAGUGGUUGCCGAACAGAAAAAGAAGAAUAAAGAUAAAGAUCGCGCAUCAAACGACCUCAGAGAGGCCUUAGAAAACUUUAUCGACGAAACACUGGCACCGAUGCUUGCGGCUGAAGACCUAGGUGGGCCCACGGUGGGCGAUGCACCAGAAGUGUCGGAUACGACAUUGAAUGCUGGAUAUACGGCCCACGGAAAACCGAAGAAAUCAAAGCUGCCGGAAGAGCCUGAACAAAGCAAUCAGCAACGGAUUGACCAGUUUCUUCAGCGCAACACGAAUCAUUCCAACUCUACAAACAAGCGACAGGUCGCCGCAAAAGAAAUGCAUGAGCUACUGAAUGCCCUCCUAGAGGCGGAUUUCUCCUAUAUUGACCUGGUGCGCGAUUCAGCGGCAUCUCGUUUCCUCAUCAAGGCUAAAGUGGCUCAGUUUCACCCGCGAGAUGCGCGACGUUUGCGUUUAAUCGACUUUGGCCGUUCAUUGGGAAGUUAA
Molecule: messenger RNA, 1041 nt
Organism: Penicillium argentinense
Lineage: Eukaryota; Fungi; Ascomycota; Eurotiomycetes; Eurotiales; Aspergillaceae
Exons: 2
Coding region: 1-1041 (346 amino acids)
Biological process (GO): kinetochore assembly; mitotic sister chromatid segregation
Cellular component (GO): nucleus
Source: RefSeq, a predicted model, not a curated record